Molecule: messenger RNA, 4548 nt
Organism: Cuscuta europaea
Lineage: Eukaryota; Viridiplantae; Streptophyta; Magnoliopsida; Solanales; Convolvulaceae
Source: the annotation of a GenBank genome assembly
CAUCCCAACUCCAUACAUGGGAGAACAGAACACAGCGAGAUGAACUCAACUCAGUAGAAUGAUUCCAUGAUCAGAAAUCUCCCUAUACUUGCCCAUGCACUAAUAUCACCAUCUACAUACUGUAUGCAAACACAUCUGAUUGAUCAUUUCCUUUUUUCGGUAAAUCUGCAAUUCCAAUUCUCAUUCUCCGAUCUCAUUUGAUCCGAUUGCUGCCAUUUCAUCGUCACCCCCACGACGUAAGAUUUUGAUUUCUCAAUGUCAUGGGGUUUGGGGUGGAAACGUCCCUCGGACGUCUUUCACCUGACUUUGAGCUACGGCACCGACGAUUUCCUAGAUGAAACCACACCGACAUCAUCGCGAUCGUCCUCUGCAGUCUCGCCGUUUUCCGCAUCUCCCACGGCGUCGUUUCAGGACGUGCAGGACCCUCAGCAUUUAGGGUUUAGAGUUGAGCUGGAUUGGAAUGCCGGUGAUGAUGAGGAUCAGGUGGCGUUGAAGCUUCAGUCCCAGGUCAUGGUGGCGCUACCUUCUCCGCAGGACACUGUCGAGAUUGAAUUGAAGGAAAGGAGCAGUGAGGGAAAUAGUGACAUGGGCGGAGAGGGGGAGUUGAGGGUGGAAAUGAGGGUGAUGAAGAGGAGAGAUCCGUUGAAAGGGGUGAUAAUGUGGAGAACUGGCGGUUCAGGCCAACAGAUUGAUGGAAUGGGCGUGCUGUUAAAGCUGAUGAGGUCAAAUUUCUCUAAUGGAGGCGGCUCAGGUGCUGGUGGGGAAGCUACAGUAGGUUAUGCUGAACAUUGGCGGAGUGUCACUGUUGUCAGCCUCUCAGGCAUUGGACUAACAGGAUUGCCUGUAGAGAUAAGCAAACUGCCUCUUCUUGAAAGGCUUUACCUUGACAACAACAAGCUUUCAACCUUGCCAUCUGAGCUUGGUGAGCUGAAGAACUUGAAAGUUCUAGCUGCCGACUGCAACAUGUUAGUCUCUGUCCCUGUUGAGUUGAGGCAAUGUGUUGGACUGGUUGAGUUGUCACUUGAACACAACAAGUUGGUUAGGCCGCUGCUGGAUUUCAGUUCAAUGACAGGGCUAUGACUGAGCUACGUGUUCUUAGGCUAUUUGGUAAUCCUCUAGAAUUUCUUCCUGACAUAUUACCACUGCAAAAAUUGCGCCACUUGUCUCUUGCCAAUAUUAGGAUUGUGUCAGAUGACCAUUUAAGAUCAGUAAAUGUACAAAUAGAGAUGGAGAAUACUUCUUACUUUGUUGCUUCUCGACACAAACUCAGUGCCUUCUUCUCUCUUGUAUUUCGCUUUUCCUCUUGUCACCAUCCUCUGCUCGCAUCUGCCCUGGCAAAGAUAAUGCAAGAUGAGGGAAAUCGUAUUGUUGUUGGCAAAGAUGAGAAUGCUGUUAGGCAGCUCAUAAGUAUGAUUACUAGUGAAAAUCAACAUGUGGUAGAACAAGCUUGCUCUGCUCUUACAUAUCUUGCCUCGGAUGUCUCUGUGGCAAUGCAGUUAAUGAAAUCGGAUAUCAUGCAACCAAUUGAAAGAGUACUUAGGUCUUCUGGACCCGAGGAAGUGAUAUCUGUUUUGCAAGUAUUGGCAAAAUUGGCUUUUGCGUCUGAUACUGUUUCUCAAAAAAUGUUGACCAAGGAUGUAUUAAGGUCUUUGAAAUUAUUAUGUGCUCACAAAAAUCCCGAGGUACAAAGGCUAGCUUUAUUUGCAGUUGGGAAUUUGGCUUUCAGUUUGGUAAACAGGCGUGUCCUUGUUAUGUCAGAAAGCUUAAGGGAACUUCUUUUGCGUCUGACAGCUUCAUCUGAGCCAAAUGUGAGUAAGGCUGCGGCUCGAGCUCUAGCAAUUCUAGGGGAGAAUGAGGUUCUACGGCGUGCUAUUCGGAUUAGACAGGUGCCUAAACAGGGCUUACGCAUACUGUCAAUGGAUGGUGGCGGCAUGAAAGGUCUGGCAACUGUAAGAAUUCUUAAAGAAAUUGAGAAAGGCACUGGGAAACGGAUACAUGAACUCUUUGACCUUAUCUGUGGCACAUCAACUGGUGGCAUGCUUGCAGUCGCUCUUGGAAUCAAGCUUAUGUCUUUGGAGAAAUGUGAAGAAAUAUAUAAGGAUCUUGGUAAGCUCGUUUUUGCUGAACCUGUUCCGAAGGACAAUGAAGCAGCAUCUUGGAGAGAAAGGCUGGAUCAACUGUACAAGAGUUCAUCUCAGAGUUUCCGAGUUGUUGUACACGGAUCUAAACACAGUGCAGAACACUUUGAGAGAUUGUUAAGGGAGAUGUGUGCUGAUGAGGAUGGUGAUCUCCUUAUAGAGUCAGCUGUGAAAGGAACUCCUAAAGUUUUUGUUGUAUCAACACUAGUUAGCGUGUCACCAGCUCAACCCUUCAUAUUCCGAAAUUAUCAGUAUCCACCCGGUACGCCAGAGGCUUCCCUUGCUAACACUGAGAAAAUGGUAACAGCAACUACUGGUGCUCAAGUUGGAGUGACGCGUAAUUCAUUUAUUGGAAGCUGCAAGCAUCACAUCUGGCAGGCCAUACGUGCAUCAUCUGCUGCACCAUAUUAUCUUGAUGAUUUCUCUGAUGGUGUAUAUCGCUGGCAGGAUGGUGCUAUUGUGGCAAACAACCCUACCAUUUUUGCAAUACGAGAAGCGCAGCUAUUAUGGCCAGAUGCAAGAAUUGACUGCUUAGUUUCUAUUGGAUGUGGUUCUGUUCCGACAAAGGUCAGGAGAGGUGGAUGGCGAUAUCUAGAUACUGGUCAGGUGUUGAUCGAGAGUGCAUGCUCUGUUGAUCGAGUGGAGGAAGCCUUAAGCACACUGCUUCCUAUGCUUCCUGAUGUACAUUAUUUUCGUUUUAAUCCAGUGGAUGAGCGAUGUGAUAUGGAGCUUGAUGAAACAGAUCCUGCAGUUUGGUUAAAAUUGGAGGCUGCCACUGAUGAGUACAUGCAAAACACAUCUGCAGCUUUCAAAAGUGUUGUUGAAAGGUUGUUAGCAAGCCCACAUGAUGAGAAGCAAGUGGAUAGCUCAAAAUCUCAACACUUCUACAAAGAAAAGAAUGCAAAAGAUGAGAGUAGCCCCUCCUUAGGUUGGAGGAGGAGUAUCCUACUCGUGGAGGCCUCCAAUAGUCCAGAUUCUGGAAGAGUGUUCCACCAUGCUCGCUCGCUCGAAUCAUUUUGCACCACAAACGGAAUAAGGCUAUCUGUUUUCAAUGGUGUAUCUGGAAGUGUUAAAGCUACCGGAUCAAGUUUCCCAACACCCUUUGUGUCGCCUUUAUUUACUGGGAGCUUCCCAUCAAGCCCUCACCUAUACAGUCCUGAUUUUGGGCAUCAUAAGGCUGGUCGAAUCGAUUUAGUGCCGCCAUUAAGCUUGGACGAAUUCCAAUCUGGAAAAGGAGGUUUAUCACCUCCUGAGUCACCUGCUAAACGCCAAAGCGUUUCUUUGCCCAUUCUAUCUCUGCAUGAAAAACUGCAAAAUUCACCCCAGGUUGGGGUUGUGCACCUAGCCUUGCAAAAUGACAUGUAUGGCUCCAUAAUAAGUUGGCAGAAUGAUGUAUUUGUGGUAGCUGAACCAGGAGAACAUGCAGAGAAAUUCCUAAAGAGUGUCAAGUUCAGCCUGAUGUCAAUGCUGCGGGGGCAAAGGAGGAAAUAUGCAUCAGUCAUUACGGGUAUCUCGACCAUUGCUGAACUAGUUUCGUGCAGACCAUUCUUCCAAAUCGGAGGUGUUGUUCACCGUUAUAUAGGGCGACAAACACAAGUGAUGGAAGAUGACCAAGAAAUCGGUGCAUAUAUGUUUCGUAGAACAGUCCCUUCCAUACACUUAACCCCAGAAGAUGUUAGGUGGAUGGUUGGGGCAUGGAGAGACAGGAUUAUAAUCUUCACGGGUAUAUAUGGUCCUACGCAGUCCUUAAUCAAGGGAUUUCUAGACUCCGGUGCUAAGGCCAUUAUAUGCCCUUCCACCGAGCCUGACGAAACACAAUCAUCAACCUUCCACGGUUCUGGGGAAUUCAACGCCAUAGAGAACGGAAGGUUUGAGAUCGGAGAGGAUGAAAUGGAAUAUGACGAUACUGAACCUUCAAGCCCAGCUAGCGACUGGGAAGACAGUGAUGUGGAGAGAAAUGGGGCACGUGUAAAUAAUAACAAUAAUAAUAAUGGCAUAUGGGACGAUGAGGAGGGAGAGUUGUGCCUUUUUGUGUGUGAGUUAUAUGAUUCUUUGUUCCAGGGCGGUUCAAAAAUAGAUGAUGCACUGAAGCAAUCUCUCUCCUCACACCGGACCCUAAGGUAUUCCUGCCAUCUGCCCCCCAGUGUGUGAACAUCAGGGGUUGGUAGACCUUCAUGGCUUCAUACUUCUCUACAACGAACAUUCCCACCCCAUGUCUGAUUUAUUCAAGUACAAAGGAAUGAGACGUUUGAUUAAAUUAAAAAGAAAACGUAGCAAAUGAUCAUACAGAAUUAGAGUGUGAUAUAGAUGUAUACGGAAAUAGAAAAAGGAUUCAGAUUUUAUAGCCCAAUAAUUGCUCAUUUUUAGUCAUGAACAAUAAUCACUAAAGUGAAUUUGGGAUUUUUUGCAG